Diabrotica balteata is the source of this 372-nucleotide messenger RNA. The record is from the annotation of a GenBank genome assembly. Lineage: Eukaryota; Metazoa; Arthropoda; Insecta; Coleoptera; Chrysomelidae.
AUGCGAAGGGAAGAUAGAACUAAAGUGCCAGUGACAAACCCCAACGAAGAAUUUGUGGAUAUUUUACAAGUACAACAGUUGCUGCUCAAUGAAACUCGUCGCGAACAACAAGCUUCUUCGCAGGCUUCUCUAUCACAAACUUCGGCCAUGUUGGUACAGCACCAAUCUCACGGUAGAGCUGUGGAAGUUCCACCUGGAUAUUAUUAUGGAGCGUAUCCACCUGCGGCGGGUCCUUCGACGCCGACCUCGACGAGUGUUGAUGAGUUGGUAGCGAUGUGGUUUUCGGGUUCUCAGGCUACCGCAUCCGGUCACUUUGUACAGCUCAACACAGGAUGGAGUAGAUUAUACUCGGUGGAUGAGAUAAGAAAUUAG